AUAAAUUGUCACAAAAUAAUAAAUAUUGAAAUUUAAAAUUUGGAGAAUUGAAGAGAGCCAGGUAGGAAGGGAAGGUAGGAGAGAGCUGUGAAGGGUCAGUUAAAGAUUCCUCGAAAAUUCUGUGAGUGUCUCCACUGCUUCCAGACAAAUUCAUCGCAACACCAAACCCGCCCAUCCCCUAUCCUCGCCGGCCUCUCUCUCUAAGAAUUUGGAUGAUUUGCUAAAAGCAACAUGGCUUCUUUCUAUCUCUACACGCCCCUGCCAUCGUCGCCCCACGCUUCCAAACUUAAUUUUUCCGGCAAGCCGAUCUUCCCCGGAAGCAGCGCCUGCCCAAAACACCUCUUCUUCUUUAGGAACUCAAGAACCAAGCUCAUUGCAGCUUCGUCUUCACCGAGCGAUGCCUCCGCUAAUUCCGGCGGUCCUGGAGAGAGCGGCGCAAGCAAUUUCUGCAUUAUAGAAGGGCCUGAGACUGUUCAGGAUUUUGUUCAGAUGCAGCUGCAGGAAAUCCAAGACAACAUUAAAAGCAGACGCAAUAAAAUUUUUCUUCUUAUGGAAGAAUUGAGGAGGUUGAGAGUGCAACAACGCAUUAAAAGCAUGAAAUACGAGCCUGAUGAUGAAAAUGAGAUGCCGGAUAUACCGUCAUCAAUUCCCUUUCUUCCUGCUGUGACCCCAAGGACACUGAAGCAGCUGUAUUUGACAAGCUUUUCAUUCGUAUCUGGAAUUAUAGUAUUUGGGGGUCUCAUUGCACCAACUCUUGAGCUAAAAUUGGGUAUAGGAGGAACUUCAUAUGAAGACUUCAUAAGCAAAAUGCAUUUGCCUAUGCAAUUAAGUCAGGUAGAUCCUAUCGUAGCCUCGUUCUCAGGUGGUGCAGUGGGGGUUAUUUCAGCAUUGAUGCUGCUGGAGAUUAACAAUGUCGAGCAGCAAGAGAAAAAAAGAUGCAAAUAUUGUCAUGGCACUGGGUACUUGUCAUGUGCCCGUUGUUCAGCAAGCGGUUUGUGUGUGUCCAUCGAACCCAUCGUAACAAACGCUACCGAUCGGCCGUUGAAUGCACCAACUACUAGAAGGUGUCAAAAUUGCUCUGGGUCUGGAAAGGUAAUGUGCCCUACCUGCCUUUGCACCGGGAUGAUAAUGGCAAGUGAGCAUGACCCUCGUAUCGAACCAUUCGACUAGAGAGUAAGGCCAGUUUGGCCUACUCUCAGAUACCCACCAUUCAUAUUCAACUAUGUGAUGUUGUAUCAUCCAACGCUCUAUGUUUUAGUAGGUGUGGGCAUCCCACCUCUUGAUUUUAUUCCAAAUUAGUUUUUACUAGGUGUGGAUCGAUAACUUAUACCAAAAAUGUCAUACCUUAUACGUUACAUUUAUCUUCGGUAUACCUUAAUUCUGAUAUGAAGGAUAUACAAUACUUUAUUUCGGUA
Messenger RNA from Salvia miltiorrhiza (redroot sage), 1415 nucleotides. RefSeq names its product protein ORANGE-LIKE, chloroplastic-like. The record is from RefSeq and is a predicted model, not a curated record. Lineage: Eukaryota; Viridiplantae; Streptophyta; Magnoliopsida; Lamiales; Lamiaceae. The transcript has 8 exons. Bases 232 to 1170 code for a protein of 312 amino acids. Gene Ontology annotation, cellular component: chloroplast membrane.